ACUUCAUCGAUUUCGGCAGCAAGCGCACGGACACAUUCAACUUCGGCAGUGCGAGCUCAGACUACACCACCUUCGGCAGCGACGACUACGCAGACUACACCACCAACAUCGGCAACGACAACAACUCAGACUUCACCUUCGCCAGCGCCAGCUCAAACUCCACAUACACGUUCGGCAGCGACACCUCAGACUACAUCAACUUCGGCAGCGACAGCUCAGACUACAUCAAUUUCGGCAGCGACAACUCGGACUACUACGAGCGCGACGUCGGCAACGUCGACAUCAACGGCAUGGCUUUGGAGGACGUCCUGGUAGAUUUCGAGCCCCUCCAGUGCGACGAGGGCGUCGGCAUCGGCGACCAGCAGCACGAGGGCGGGCAGGUGCAGAUCUCGGAUUUAGAUCACUGGGAGGAGUUGGAGUUGGAGGAUGCCAGGGCGGGCAAGGACAAGAAGAUCAAGGAGGAGUUGCGGCGGCAGUUGAAGGAUGAGAAGUCCAGCCAUCAGUCCAUCAUCAGGAACGUGGCGGUCAUGUGUCCAGGCGCGGCAAUGAUCACUGGGGCGCCAGCGGCUGCAUUGGGCAGGAAGCGCAAGCUUCAGGCGAGCGAUUUUCAGUUAGCAACGAGGGCAGUGUUCGCUAAAUGCAAGACGAAGGUGCAGAUGGGCGUUAACCAGAAGCGCAUGCAGACGGUGGGCUGCGCAGUCAUCAAGCUUCGUCAGCAGAGAGCUCUACAGCAUUGCCUUCAGAAAGCUGCAGGUGCGAGUUGCAACGCCAACCACGUUGUCAACAUGUCGGUAGCUCACAUGUGGGACGAGGUGGAGGUGAAGCAGGCGUGGCGCCCAUCACCGAAGUAUCGCAUCAUGAGGAAGAACGUCCGCAUGCCAACAUUGAUAGCACGCUCAACCAUCAACAUCUCCCUCGCCGACUUGUCUCGGAAGCGCCAGAAGAUGUUCCAGCAGUAUUGGCUAUCUCAGCCCUCAGAGGUCAGUGGAUCAAAGGCGCACGAUCUACUUCCAGGCAUCGAGCGGAGCAUGCCCCCAUCGGUUAACUUCAAGGACACGUCUCAGAUCGUGGACACGCUUUCCAAGGUGUCGAGCCUGACGUUCAUGCCCAUGUGCGACAAGGCCAGCAGCAACGUAUCCAUAUUGAAACAGUGGGCGCGGACCGAGAUGGCUAUCAAGCAGGAGUGCUCAGACUGCAUCGGGAAGCGGCUACUCUUUUUUCCUGACACAUGUGGUAUACACUCUCACCACAGAGGCAAGCUCGCGGUCAAAGGGCUAAAGCCUCAUACCAUGAGGCACUACUCGAUUGCGUCGAUGUCGAGGUACAAAGGCAACCUCUCGCGUUGCAUCAAUGGCAUCGAGCAGAUCGUCCAGCAGAAACUUCAUCGAGAAGUUGGCCCAGCCCCUCCGUGGCCCCACACGCUGGAGCAGGUUGCCGACAUGUUCUACGACUUCAGGGCCGAACAUCACAGACGACCAGGCAAAGCGGGCAAGGGCGACGGCAAGUCCCAGUACAUCCAGGACGUGGACGCACUGGUCGCCAUGGCCAACGGCAACCUCAGCGCCGACACUUGGGUCCACCACUGCUGGGACGCCGCGCGCGACCGACCGUGCUGCAAGAAUCGAGCUGAGGCGGUGGAGAAGAUGACCAUUGCCACCGUGCACGCCAUGUACGGGAGCUCCGACCCUCGCCCUGCGGAGUCUCGAUGGACUCAUACUGUGCCUGGCUUCAAGCGGACUUUGGUACGCAGACUUCUUCACAGAGUUGGCCUCGACUGCUUCGUUGAUACAAUUCCAGAGAAGGAUCUCGAGGACGUCCAGGGGCUUGGUGUAGAGCAGGAGGGCUCCGACGACUACUUCAAGCACGUCAUCCGCGUUCGGGCUAGGAAGGUCAGGGACUACUACGCCGACGACCGCAACAUGCACCAGCUCGUCGUGUACGUCGCCAUCCUCGACAUCGCAGACGGCAAUUUGCUUUACCCUCUUCUCGGGGAUGCGAUCGAGGCGAAGCCUGAGGAUAAGAGCAAGUUAGACAAGCUUCUCGACGAGGACUCCGUGAUUGGCAAGUUUGGCGAAGACAUGCUAGAUCUCAUAGACAGGUGGAACACUGGGGACCCAUCGAGGCGGCCUUGGAUGUUGUUGGAUAUCUUGAAUGCACCAUUGGAGGACCAGAAGUUUUCGAGAUGGGCGAGGGGGCAGAUUCUCAAGACCAAUUCGGUGAUGGCCCGCAGGUACGAGACACGCUUCAGCACUUGGCCGUACAAGCUCUACCCCUUAUCGCAUGGCCGCGCUUCAGAUGCUGACAGACAGAGGAUUGCUCACGAAACACUUCAGGCACCUGACUACAUGAUCGACUGCUAUACGAGAGGUAUUCGCAAUCUGUUCGCCACUGAGGACGCUUUGCAAUCAUUGCCGUGCCAAUAUGUGUUGGCUUCUGACUUUCGGGCGCACUGCUAUGGGACGGACAUGAUCGAGAGGCUGAACUCGCAGUAUACCGCCAAUCAUCCUAUUCGAGCGCCAGGCCGAAACUCCAUCAACGCUGAGCGCGAGCAUUUCCUCGACCAGGUCAGCAACAUUCACAAGUCGAACGGCGGCGACAAGCCGACUGCAAUCGUCAGCUUGAAAGAUUCGGCGUCGGAAGAAGUUAUUUCGUGCAUGCCUCUUCUGGGUGGCGCCCCUCUCGGAUCUAUGCCACUUCUUGCAGCUGUCGAAGAUGCUCCCAUGGCGCCUGGGCUUCAUGCGAUCGAAGAUGCGCCCGCACUCUUGCCGCUCGAAGAUGCGCCAGCACUGUUGCCGAUCGAAGGUGCGAUGCCAGCAGCGGCACCUGCGGCAGAGGGCAGGCACUUCGAGGAGGCCAUCGUCGCUCGGAUCCCGAACCCGAACCAGCUGCAGGGCGCCGCGGAGAAAGCUAAGAAGAGCGAAGGCAACAGACGUGGCCUUAGCGCAUUCAUGCUUGGACAAAACAAGUUCCUCGCAGAUGCCAAGGCAGCGAAGGGCGCAGGGAUGACGCAGGACGAGGUCGACCAGCACAGGGCCAGGUUCGCGGAGUUGUUUGCAGAGGCCGACCAGGAUAUCUACCAGGAGGCGUACGUCAACUGGCAGCACAGUGAACGACCAGCUCAGCAACAACGACAACAACUCCAACCAUAUCAGCUGUGGUGGGGCGGUGGUAGCCGCGCGAGCCCCUUCACGCCAGAUGAGCUCUGCAACUACGUCUUGCAGCACGGAUGGCCGAGCGAUGCUAUAGUAUACGACACGGACGGGACGCAGAGGAGGACAUCCGCUGACUUCCAGACCGACUUCAAGGACUCCGACACGUUGGAUCCAUGGGGGGCGGCGCGUUCAGCGAGGAACGCCGACAGGCGGAACUCUCGAGCCCCAGGUGCUUAUGAGAUUGUGGAGAAGGGGAUCUACAACUUCCUUCUCUCCAUUGGCGCUGGCAAGGACGAGGACGAUGCAUGGGACGUGAUGUUGAUCAUAUCUGGGCGAGCCGUUCACGGUGAGGGGUACAUGAGGUUUGCGAGCCUCGUGUCGGACAUCACGUUCAACCCACGCGUUUUCGACAUUACGAAGAACGAGUUCGAGAAGCCUGAG
Messenger RNA from Prorocentrum cordatum, 3593 nucleotides. Lineage: Eukaryota; Dinophyceae; Prorocentrales; Prorocentraceae. The record is from the annotation of a GenBank genome assembly.